AAGUGGCGACGGGGGGAGCUAGAGGCUCACAGUGAGCCUGGGACGGGGGCAGAGCGCGCUGACUGCACUGAGCCGAGCUGUGGCGGUCCCUGCGCGGACCCCGAAGGGCGCCCGCUGCCCGCGGAGUCCGGAGCCGAUCGAGGAACGGGGUGGUGGGGUUGCGGUAGGCUGGAGCGCGGAGAGGGCGCGGCGCCUGGGCCCUGCGGGCGGGGCACGGGAUUCCCUGGGUCCGGGCUAGGAAGAGCGCAAUCUCCUUUCCUGGGGAGACCCUAACUCCUGGAACCCGGCUUGAGGGGGAUCCCUGCUGUCCAGCUGCGGUCCCCGCAGUGACCAGGCGAGGCGCUGGCAUCCUGGCACUAUCGCCAGGCGCCCAGGCUGAACGCGCGGCCACCCUCGGCCGCCGCACCCAGCGCGCUUCCCCGCGCGAUUCCUGGACGCUCACUGCAGGGUAGUGGUCAGGGCCGGAGCCGCCCCGGACUCCUGCGGCCACCUCCACCUUGAAAGCUCGCCCGGCUCGGUUUGGCCUAACAGCCAGUCCGCAACCUACUCACUGCGGCUCUUCGGGGCCCGGGGCCGAGGCUGCCCCUGCUCCCAGCGCGCAGGAGUCCCUCCCAGCGAACCCCUCUUGCGCGCGCCCGCCACCUCCCGCGAGCCGGGGCAGUCCGACCGGGCCCCGCCAGCCCCGGGGCGGCCCCUACCGAAGGGCGGCCUCCCGGCGGAGUGCAGGGUCAUCGGGAGCCCCGGACGGCUUUCCCCAGCUCGCGCUGCACGGACUCGCCCCGGAGCCUCAGUGCGCCUCGGAGAAACGCCUGCCCCAGAAAGGGAGGGGGUGGGGAGAGAGGAAGAAGGGGAGAGUAGGAGCGGGGGCGAAGGAGGGAGGAGGGCAAGAUGGAGCGCGGAAAAGGCGGAGAAAAGGGGCGAGGGAGAGAGGGCAGAAGGCAAAGACAGAAGGGAGCGAGGGAGGGAGUUCCUCGGGCCUGGCCCGUUUCCUAGGGUCAGUCUGGCAGGUCCCUCGCCGGCCCAGGACUGGGCUGGCCAAACCUCACCGCUUGCUCCCGGGCUGGCUUCCAGACCAAGGGCACGCAGAGGUCGGAGCCUGUCCAGAAGCCACACCUGGCCAGGUGGAGAACGAAGGGACUCGGGACUUCCAUGCCAGUGGGAACAUCACAGUGGGAAAAACCGAAAGUGUAUCAAGGUGUCCGAGUGAAGGUCACAGUGAAGGAGCUGCUGCAGCAAAGACGGGCACACCAGGCGGCCUCCGGGGGAACCCGGUCCGGAGGCAGCAGCGUCCGCCUUUCAGACCCAGUUGCACCAUCUUCUGCAGGACUGUAUUUUGAGCCUGAACCAAUUUCUUCCACGCCCAAUUAUUUUCAACGGGGAGAAUUUUCCAGUUGUGUUUCAUGUGAAGAAAACUCAAGCUGCCUCGACCAGAUCUUUGAUUCCUACCUUCAGACAGAGAUGCACCCGGAGCCUUUGCUCAAUUCCACACGAAGUGCUCCACACCAUUUCCCAGACAGCUUCCAGGCCACCCCUUUCUGCUUUAACCAGAGCCUGAUCCCGGGAUCACCUUCAAAUUCCUCCAUUCUCUCUGGAUCCUUAGACUACAGUUACUCACCAGUUCAGCUGCCUUCAUAUGCUCCAGAGAAUUACAAUUCCCCUGCUUCUCUGGACACCAGAGCCUGUGGCUACCCCCCAGAAGACCAUUCCUACCAUCACUUGUCCUCACACGCCCAGUACAGCUGCUUCUCCUCGGCCACCACCUCCAUCUGCUACUGCGCAUCGUGUGAGGCAGAGGACUUGGAUGCUCUCCAGGCAGCAGAGUACUUCUAUCCGAGCACAGACUGUGUGGACUUUGCCCCCUCAGCAGCUGCCACCAGUGAUUUCUAUAAGAGGGAAACAAACUGUGACAUCUGCUAUAGUUAAUAGAAAUUACAGUAAUUCAGAACAUGGCAUGGGUAUAUGUAUUUUUCUACCACGUCUAGAUGACACUGCAAAAUAUGCAACUUGGUAACACAAUACCCCAAGCACAGUUUACAUGUCACUAUUUCCAAUUUUCUGAUGCUAGGCAUUCAUAUGAAGUACUCAGACCCGGUCAUAGUGCCACUCCUACUUUGUAUGCUCAUAGUUUAAAUUUUUGUAGGAAACUUUCAAUUGUUUUACUUUUUGUGUAACGAACAAAUGCUCUCUCCUUUUUUACUAAUAAAUAAUUUUGU
This is a messenger RNA of Pongo pygmaeus (Bornean orangutan), 2213 nucleotides long. RefSeq names its product POU class 2 homeobox associating factor 3 (gene POU2AF3). Lineage: Eukaryota; Metazoa; Chordata; Mammalia; Primates; Hominidae. The transcript has 5 exons. Gene Ontology annotation, molecular function: DNA binding; POU domain binding. The record is from RefSeq and is a predicted model, not a curated record. Bases 1150 to 1923 code for a protein of 257 amino acids.